Molecule: messenger RNA, 1477 nt
Organism: Oreochromis aureus
Lineage: Eukaryota; Metazoa; Chordata; Actinopteri; Cichliformes; Cichlidae
Product: chymase-like
Exons: 4
Coding region: 8-475 (155 amino acids)
Biological process (GO): proteolysis
Molecular function (GO): serine-type endopeptidase activity
Source: RefSeq, a predicted model, not a curated record
CAAAGAAAUGUCCUGCUUGAGGAAUUUCAGUGUUUUCUUCUCAUGCAUGUUUCUCUUCAUCAUCCAGUCAGGUCAUGGUUCUGAGAUUAUUGGGGGGACAGAAGUCAAGCCACACUCGCUGCCUUUCAUGGCCUGUUUUGUAGGUGUAGAAUCUUUGUGUGGCGGGACAUUAAUCCAUCCACAAUGGGUCCUGACAGCCGCCCACUGCAAUGAUAUGAUUCUAGUGAUACUGGGAGCGCACUCCCUCAGGAAAGUGGAAGUUGAUUCUUGGCAGGUCAGAGUGGUUGAGAAACAAUUUCCUCAUCCUGGCUAUGACAGAGUAACCAAGGUCAAUGACCUCGUGUUGCUCAAGUGGGGAAUGGGGAGCUGGUUGGAGCUACUUCUUUUGGAAGGAAGUGUGAGAGUAAAGAGAACGUACCGGGACUCUACGCAUUCAUCUCAAACAAACAACUCAGCUGGAUCAAAAAAACAAUGAAGUCAUAUGAAAUGCCAUGAAUCCACAGGCAUCAAUACAUAUGAGCUAAGCAAGACAAAAAUCUUUGAUGCUUUUAUGCUUAAUCUGCCACUGCUUUCACCAUAGAGACUACACAUAUAUGAUAUCAGCCAUCUCAUGGUUAGUACUAUCCACUGCAGAAACAUAAAACCAGAUCCUCUUUGUAGCCUUUCUCUAGGACAGUCAUUGUAAAGGUUUGUGGAUUAUUUCAUUUUCCAGAAUUGCAUUUUGGUUGCUGUUGCUGUAGAGUCUACAUAAAUGUGGCUAUUUCUGAAAGAAUUUCUACAAGAACAGUUCCUAAAAUAAUUUCUUCUUGCAGUGGAAAAUCACCUUUACCCAUCUUUUAUUGUCUUACUUGUGAAAAGAUAAUACUUACUACUGUUAACUAGAAAAUUGACAUAAAAAAUUUGUUUAUGAAAACCCCCAGCAACAUUUUUAUAUACCUUUUACAUUUUCUACUUUCUAAUAAAACUAACAGCAUGAAUAAAAAAGAUUUCUUUCUUUCUCUCUUUCGUUGUUUGUACUGCAAUUCUUUCAAAAUUGUCUUUUUACACUAACUCCUAAAUCUUUAAAAAUGUUUGUGCCCCAAAACUAAUAGUUUAGUCUUUUAUUUUUAGUAUUCAAAUUUAAUAACUUUUAAUAACUUUUAACUUUUAAUUUCUUUUAAAGAAACAUUUUUGUAAUUGUAUUUUCACAAGGCAAACAAGCAUUGUCAUUUAUGCUUAGAUUUUCGCCAUUCAAACUUUAAAAAAAUUCUGCUAUUUCUGCUUAUGCCAGUUAUGACUUUUGGUGCUCAUAACUUCUAUACUUUUUAGGAUAUUGAAUUUUUUUUGCAAUAUUUUUUGCCCAUUCCACAUUAUCAGUGGGGUCACUGAUUUUGCUCGCCGGGCUUAGCUGUGUUUUAGCUCAGUGAGAUGAGCAGCCGUUCUCAGACUGGGAGGCCCGGGUUCAAAUCCCGCUUGUGGCAACAAUAUUUUCAGUACU